AUUCAUCGAUGCUUUAGGUUUAUCCAUAGCAGUGAAACGAGCUUGGACUUGACUCUGUAGCAAGAAACCCAAAAUUUGAACCCGAACCCUAAUUCUACUUCGCUUAUUUUUGAAUUUCAGUUAUCUUUCUGGAAUUUGGCGGGUUCAUGGAAUCCCAAGGGCAGAAAACUUCGAACAAUCCCAAGGCCAUGCUUUCAUCUCUUUUGAGUAAGAGACAAAAGCUUCAGGAAGAACUUCGUACAAUUGAAAAGCAGGUUUAUGAAUUAGAGACAAGCUACUUACAAGAAUCAAGCAAUUUUGGAAACGUGUGGAAAGGAUAUGAAGGGUUUCUUUCUUCCUCAAAGAACACCACAAACUUGAAAAGAUCAAGAAAAUUCCAGCAUGAAGAUAGACUUUUCUCCCUAUCAUCAGUUACCUCACCAGCGGCUGAAGAACUUGGAGCAGGAAGGGAAGAGGGAAGAUCAGAUUUAGGUCCAGGCAGACCUAAAGGUGGAGGCUUGACUAUUAAUGGACAAGGAAAACCAAAGAAAGGAAGAACAGGACCAAGAGAUGGACGAAAAAUCAGGCUGUCGAAUGACUUGGAUCUUGAUGAUGAAGAUGAUCAUGACAUGGGUGGCAUGAGAUAAUGUCAUAAAAAAAUAUAAUUGUUGUAAGGAAAGUAAUAAAUCUAUAUAAUCGAGUGUUUAAUAUUAUAUUUUGCAUUUUACAUUUUUUUUAAUUUUUGUGUCAUAUUUGGUGUGCUUACUAGGAUUUGAUAAUUUGGUUCUUAAUGUUCUUUGAAGCUUUGAUGAA
Lactuca virosa is the source of this 792-nucleotide messenger RNA. The record is from the annotation of a GenBank genome assembly. NCBI's taxonomy places the organism in Eukaryota, Viridiplantae, Streptophyta, Magnoliopsida, Asterales, Asteraceae.